Molecule: messenger RNA, 1651 nt
Organism: Lutra lutra (Eurasian river otter)
Lineage: Eukaryota; Metazoa; Chordata; Mammalia; Carnivora; Mustelidae
Gene: GIPC2
Product: GIPC PDZ domain containing family member 2
Exons: 6
Coding region: 88-1029 (313 amino acids)
Molecular function (GO): protein binding
Source: RefSeq, a predicted model, not a curated record
GGGCCCGAGCUCAAAGUCCGCGACAUCCUGCGGGAGAGGCAGCCGCCGUCCGCAGUGCAGGUGGGCCCCCGCCCUCGGCCAGGCAAGAUGCCCCUGGGGUUGCGGAGAAAGGUGAAAGCCAAGUCCAAGGAGGCCGCCCAGCUGGUGAAGGUCGAGCAGGUGGGCGCGGGCGGCUGCAGCCUCCCGGACCCCCCGCCUCCCACACGCAAGCUGGUUUUCUACACGCAGCUGGCCCACGGCAGCGCCACCGGCCGAGUGGAGAAUUUCACCUGCGUCCAGGAGCUCUACGCCAAGAUCGCGGGAGUGUUCGGGAUCUCGGCGUCUGAGAUCUUAUAUUGCACUUUAAACACACCUAAAGUUGAUAUGGAAAAUCUCUUAGGAUCGCAUGUAGGUCUUGAAGAUUUCAUAUUUGCCCAUGUGAAAGGGAACCAAAAAGAAGUGAAUGUAUAUAAGUCUGAGGACUCACUUGGUCUCACCAUUACAGAAAAUGGAACUGGCUAUGCUUUUAUAAAGAGAAUUAAAGAUGGUAGCCUAAUUGAUGCAGUUAAAACCAUCUGUGUGGGGGAUCAUAUUGAAUCCAUAAAUGGAGAAAAUAUCACUGGGUGGCGUCAUUAUGAUGUUGCAAAAAAAUUAAAGGAAUUUAAAAAAGGUGAAUCCUUUACCUUGAAGUUAAUAGAACCGAAGAAGGCAUUUGAAGUAGAGCCAAGGUCAAAAGCUGGAAAAUCAUCAGCAGAAAAAAUUGGUACUGGAAGAGAGACACUUCGCCUGAGAUCAAAGGGUCCUGCCUCCAUGGAAGACAUGCCCUCCGAAACCAAGACAAAAGCAAUUGAAAAGAUUGAUGAUCUUCUUGAAUUGUACAUGGGAAUUCAAGAUAUCGAUUUAGCUACCACAAUGUUUGAAGCUGGAAAGGACAAAGGUAAUCCAGAUGAAUUUGCUGUGGCACUUGACGAAACUCUUGGAGACUUUGCGUUCCCAGAUGAAUUUGUCUUUGAUGUUUGGGGAGUCAUUGGUGAUGCGAAACGAGAAUGACGAUGACGUGGAUGAUCCGUCUCUGGAGAAAUGAACAUUCUUUUUAAAAAUAUCCAUAAGAUCUGAUUUUUAGACACUGUUACAGAUUCUGGUUUGGUCUGAUGUAUAUGGAAUACAUUCUUUGAAAUACACUUUUGGUUUCUGGGUACCUUUUAAUGUGGUUGCAGAUGUGGUAUGCUUAAAAUAAAUCACCUAAAAUAUGAUCAAUUUUAAUAUUCAUUCAAGAGUCUUUUUAAAGUAAGUUUUAGGAAGUAUUUCUAGAGAGGAUUUUGCUCCCCAUAAACGUCUGUGUUUUCUUUUCCACCCACAUGCAAGUAGCUGAUUGCAAUAGCUCUGUAGCUCUUUUUAAAAAUCUUAAUGCAGGGAAAUUGGGAUUAGAGUAUGAUUUGCCUCUGAGCAUCUUCAUUUUUUAAUACCAGCCUGAUCUAGGUGUGUUCAGGAAGCGAAGUGUGAAUUAUGCCCACUCUGGGUCUAGAAAUCGUUUUUGUUUUUGUUUUUUUAAUCCACUGAGUAAGGGGAGGAAGAUUCCUACAGCCUCUUGAUAUCUGUGGCCUUCUUUUUUCUUAAAGCAAGGACUGAUUUUACUUAUUUAUUUUUUUGGUUCUUUGUAAUUGCUCCUUUU